GCCGGGGCGCUAGCGAGGCCGGGAGGAUGGCGCGGGCCUGGCGGGUGCAGCGGGUGCUCUGGGCGCUGCUGUUGCUGCUGCCGACACUGGGCCCCGCCGCGGCCGCCAAGCUUAACAUUCCCAAAGUGCUGCUGCCCUUCACGCGGGCCACGCGCGUGAACUUCACUCUGGAAGCUUCUGAGGGCUGCUACCGCUGGUCUUCCACGCGGCCAGAGGUAGCCAGCAUAGAGCCAUUGGGCCCCAGUGAACAGCAGUGCUCCCAGAAGGCAGUGGUGCAGGCCCGCUUGACCCAGCCAGCCCGCCUGACGAGCAUCAUCUUUGCAGAAGACAUCACCACAGGCCAGGUGCUGCGUUGUGACGCCAUUGUUGACCUCAUCCAUGGCAUUCAGAUCGUCUCUACUACCCGUGAGCUCUAUCUUGAAGACUCUCCACUGGAGCUGAAGAUCCAGGCCCUGGACUCAGAAGGGAAUACCUUCAGCACUCUGGCAGGACUGGUCUUUGACUGGACGAUUGUGAAGGAUACAGAGGCCAAUGGGUUCUCAGACUCCCACAAUGCACUGCGAAUCCUCACCUUCUUGGAGUCUACGUAUAUCCCGCCGUCCUACAUCUCAGAGAUGGAGAAGGCAGCCAAGCAGGGCGACACCAUCCUAGUGUCUGGGAUGAAGACUGGAAGCUCCAAGCUCAAGGCUCGCAUUCAGGAGGCUGUGUACAAGAAUGUCCGUCCUGCGGAAGUCAGGCUGCUGAUCUUGGAGAACAUCCUUCUGAAUCCAGCCUAUGAUGUGUACCUGCUGGUGGGGACCUCCAUUCGCUACAAGGUUCAGAAGAUCAGGCAGGGCAAGAUUACAGAACUCUCAAUGCCCUCUGAUCAAUAUGAGCUGCAGCUUCACAACAGCAUCCCAGAUCCUCAGGGAGACCCUGCCCGUCCUGUGGCCAUCCUGACACAAGACACAUCAAGAGUCACUGCCAUGCAAAUGGGACAGAGCAACCUGGUCCUGGGCCACAGGAGUAUCCGCAUGCAAGGAGCUUCCAGGCUGCCCAACAGCACCAUCUAUGUGGUAGAAGCUGGGUACCUAGGGUUCACAGUCCACCCUGGUGACAGAUGGGUGCUUGAGACUGGACGUCUAUAUGCAAUCACCAUCGAAGUGUUUGAUAGGUCCAGCAACAAGGUCUACCUAUCUGAUAACAUCCAAAUUGAAGCUGUGCUUCCUGGUGAGUUUUUUGAGGUCCUGUCGUCUUCCCAGAAUGGGUCUUACCAUCACGUCAGAGCAAUCCAGAGUGGCCAGACUACUAUCAGUGCAACCCUCACCUCUGUGGUGGACCAGGAUGGAGGGGUCCAUGUGCUUCAGGUACCUGUGUGGAACCAGCAAGAAGUGGACAUUCAUAUCCCCAUCACACUCUAUCCCGGCAUCCUGACAUUUCCAUGGCAACCAAAGACAGGAGCCUAUCAGUAUACCAUAAAGGCCCAUGGGGGCAGUGGGAACUUCAGCUGGUCUUCGUCGAGCUCCAUGGUUGCCACAGUCACCGUCAAGGGUGUCAUGACCACAGGCAGUGACACUGGACUCAGUGUGAUCCAGGCACAUGAUGUUCAGAACCCUCUCCAUGUUGGUGAGAUGAAGGUGUAUGUGAUUGAGCCCAGCAGCAUGGAGUUUGCCCCGUGCCAGGUGGAGGCUCGAGUGGGUCACACCCUGGAGUUGCCCCUGAUAAUCAGUGGCUUCAUGCCUGGUGGAGCCAAUGAGGUGGUCACCCUAAGCGACUGCUCCCACUUUGACCUGGUGGUGGAGGUGGAGAACCAGGGUGUGUUCCAGCCGUUACCAGGGAGGCUGCUGCCGGGGCCUGAGCACUGCAGUGGGGUCAAGGUGAGAGCUGAUGCCCAGGGGUCCACCACGCUGCUUGUGAGCUACACUCAUGGCCAUGUGCACUUGGAUGCGAAGAUCACUCUCGCUGCCUACCUGCCCCUCAAGGCUGUGGAUCCCUCUUCUGUUGCUGUGGUAACUCUGGGCUCCUCAAAAGAGAUGCUGUUUGAAGGAGGCCCCAGGCCAUGGGUCCUAGAACCUUCUAAAUUCUUCCGGAAUGUCACUUCUGAAGACACGGGCAGCAUCAGCCUGGCUCUCUUGGGUCCUCCAGCGUCCCGAAAUUACCAGCAGCACUGGGUCCUUGUGACCUGCCAGGCCUUGGGUGAACAGGUCAUCGCCCUGUCUGUGGGGAACCGGCCAAGCCUCUCUAACCCCUUCCCUGCUGUGGAGCCCACUGUGGUAAAGUCCGUCUGUGCCCCGCCUUCCAGGCUCACUCUCAGGCCCGUCUAUGCCCUCCCACAGCUGGACCUGUCCUGCCCACUGCUGCAGCAGAACAAGCAGGUGGUUCCGGUAUCCAGUCACCGCAAUCCCCUGUUAGACCUGGGUGCCUAUGACCAACAGGGCCGGCGGUUCGAUAACUUCAGCUCUCUGAGCAUCCGGUGGGAGUCCUCCCGGCCGCUGCUGGCCAGCAUUGAGCCCGAGCAGCCCAUGCAGCUGGUAUUUCAGGAUGAUGGGAAUGGCCAAAAGAAGCUACAUGGUCUGCAGGCAGUGUCAGUUCAUGAGGCGUCAGGAACCACAGCCAUCUCUGCCACGGCAACUGGCUACCAGCAGUCCCACCUGAGCGCAGCCAGAGUGGAACAGCAGCAUGACCCUCUCGUACCUGUGUCCGCCUCUGUCGAGCUUAUUCUUGUAGAGGAUGUAAGGGUCAGCCCAGAAGAAAUGACCAUCUAUAACCACCCUGGUGUCCAGGUAGAACUGCACAUUACAGAAGGCUCUGGUUACUUCUUCCUCAACACGAGCACCCCGGACAUCAUCAAGGUGGCCUACCAGGACGCCCGAGGCGUGGCUAUGGUACACCCUCUGCUCCCAGGCUCAUCAACUGUCAUGGUCCAUGACUUAUGCCUGGCCUUCCCAACCCCAGCAAAGGCCGUCAUUCAUGUCUCUGACAUUCAAGAGCUCUAUGUCCGAGUGGUGGACAAGGUGGAGAUCGGGAAGGCAGUCAAGGCCUAUGUCCGCGUGCUGGACUUCUACAAGAAGCCUUUCCUGGCCAAGUACUUCACCUUCAUGGACCUCAAGCUGCGAGCCGCCUCCCAGAUAAUCAAGCUGGUGAGUCUGGAUGAGGCUCUGGACAGCUACACGGCCACGUUCCUCGUACAUGGUGUGGCCAUUGGCCAGACCAGCCUGUCUGCAAGUGUGACGGACAAAUCUGGGCAGAGAGUCAGCUCCACCCCACAGCAGAUUGAGGUCUUCCCUCCAUUCAGGUUGAUACCCAGGAAGGUAACACUUAUUAUUGGAGCCAUGAUGCAGAUCACCUCCGAGGGUGGCCCACAGCCUCAGUCUAACAUCCUGUUCUCCAUCAACAAUGAAAGCGUGGCAGCAGUGAGCAGCGCUGGACUGGUGCGUGGCCUCACAGUUGGCAACAGCUCUGUUCUGGGGGUUGUGCAGGCUGUGGACGCUGAGACUGGCAAGGUCAUCAUAGUCUCUCAGGACCACGUGGAAGUAGAGGUGCUGCAGCUCCAGGCAGUGAGGAUCCGUGCCCCGAUCACACGAAUGAGGACCGGGACCCAGAUGCCUGUCUACGUCACCGGGAUCACCAGCAACCAGAGCCCUUUCUCCUUUGGCAAUGCUGUGCCAGGCCUGACUUUCCACUGGUCUGUGACCAAGCGGGAUGUCCUGGACCUCCGAGGGCGGCACCAUGAGGUGUCAAUCCGGCUCCCUCCUCAAUACAACUUUGCCAUGAAUGUACAUGGUCGGGUGAAAGGUCGGACUGGACUGCGGGUGGUGGUCAAAGCUCUGGACCCCACAGCUGGGCAGCUGCAUGGCCUUGGCAAGGAGCUCUCAGAUGAGAUCCAAAUUCAGGUAUUUGAAAAGCUGCGGCUGCUGAACCCUGAAAUAGAAGCAGAACAAAUACUAAUGUCACCCAACUCGUUUAUAAAGCUGCAGACAAACAGGGAUGGUGCGGCCGUGCUAAGCUACCGUGUCCUGGAUGGGCCUGAGAAGGUUCCUGUUGUGCACAUUGAUGAGAAGGGGUUCCUGGUGUCCGGCUCUGGAAUCGGGGUGUCCACCCUUGAAGUGAUUGCACAGGAGCCUUUUGGCACCAACCAGACUGUCAUCUCAGCUGUAAAGGUCUCUCCUGUUUCAUACCUGAGGAUCUCCAUGAGCCCAGUCCUGCACACGCAGCACAAAGAGGCACUGGCGGCUCUGCCUUUGGGGAUGACCGUGACCUUCACUGUCCACUUCCACGACAACUCUGGAGAUGUCUUCCAUGCCCACAAUUCAGUCCUCAAUUUUGCCACUAACAGGGAUGACUUUGUGCAGAUUGGCAAGGGUGCCAUCAACAGCACCUGCAUCGUCCGCACAGUCAGUGUGGGCUUGACUCUGCUUCGUGUGUGGGACGUAGAGCACCCUGGCCUCUCCGACUUCGUACCACUACCCGUCCUACAGGCCAUCACCCCAGAGCUGUCUGGAGCUGUGGUGGUGGGUGACAUCCUCUGUCUGGCUAGUGUUCUCAUUAGCCUGGGAGGUGUCUCAGGGACCUGGAGCUCCUCAGCCAGCAAUGUCCUCUACAUCGACCCCAAGACAGGUGUGGCUGUGGCCCGAGAGGCAGGGUCUGUGACUGUUUACUACGAGAUCGCUGGACAUCUGAAGACAUUCAAGGAGGUAGUUGUCAGCACCCCUCAGAAGAUAGUGGCCCGUCGCCUCCAUUCUGCCCGGACCAGUAUCCAGGAAGCCACAGCCUCCAAAGUGACCGUCAGCGUGGGAGACAGGAGCUCUAACCUGCUUGGUGAGUGCUCCCCUGCUCAGAGAGAAGUCAUUGAAACCUUACACCCAGAAUCCCUCAUCAGCUGCCAACUCCAGUUCAAGCAAGAUGUCUUUGAUUUUCCUGCUUGUGAUGUCUUCACUGUGGAGCCAGGAUUUGAUGCUGCUCUGGGCCAGUACCUCUGCUUGGUUACUAUGCACAGGCUGACAGACAAGCAGCUGAAGCACUUGAGCAUGAAGAAGACAUCACUGGCCGUCACUGCCUCCAUGCCCAGCAGCCGCGCCUCUGUAGAGAAGGUGGGAGCUGAGGUCCCCUUCAGUCCAGGGCUCUAUGCCAACCAGGCAGAAAUCCUUUUGAGCAACCACUAUACCAGCUCUGAGGUCAAGAUCUUUGGUGCUGUGGAGAUUCUGGAAAACCUGGAGGUGAAAUCCGGGUCCCCAGCAGUGCUGGCCUUUGUGAAAGAGAAGUCAUUUGGGCUGCCCAGCUUCAUCACGUACACUGUUGGUGUCUCAGAUCCCACAGCUGGCAGCCAGGGCCCUCUGUCCACUGGCCUGACCUUCUCCAGCCCAGCCACUAACCAGGCCAUCACCAUUCCAGUCACUGUGGCCUUUGUGAUGGAUCGUCGUGGGCCUGGUCCUUAUGGAGCCAGCCUCCUGUCACACUUCCUGGACUCCUACCAGGUCAUGUUCUUCACCUUCUUUGCCCUGCUUGCUGGGACAGCGGUCACCAUCAUAGCCUACCAUACAGUCUGUGCACCCCGGGAACUUGCUCCGCCCCUGGCUCUCACACCCCGUGCCAGCCCUCAGCACAGCCCCCACUAUCUUGCCUCAUCGCCAGCCACUUUCAACACACUGCCUCCUGGUCGCAAAGCCAGUCCUUCCUCAGGGCUCUGGAGCCCAGCCUAUGCCUCUCACUAGCCAAUGUGCAGGCCUGGU
This is a messenger RNA of Acomys russatus (golden spiny mouse), 5708 nucleotides long. It is a transcript of the gene Nup210, whose product is annotated as nucleoporin 210. The transcript is spliced from 40 exons. Bases 27 to 5690 code for a protein of 1887 amino acids. Gene Ontology annotation, cellular component: nuclear pore. The record is from RefSeq and is a predicted model, not a curated record. NCBI's taxonomy places the organism in Eukaryota, Metazoa, Chordata, Mammalia, Rodentia, Muridae.